This is a messenger RNA of Cladophialophora immunda, 2791 nucleotides long. RefSeq lists its product as uncharacterized. NCBI's taxonomy places the organism in Eukaryota, Fungi, Ascomycota, Eurotiomycetes, Chaetothyriales, Herpotrichiellaceae. The transcript has 4 exons. The record is from RefSeq and is a predicted model, not a curated record. Gene Ontology annotation, biological process: regulation of Golgi organization. Gene Ontology annotation, cellular component: cytosol. Bases 308 to 2206 code for a protein of 632 amino acids.
AAGGUAGAAAUGACGAUCUGGGCUCAAAACAAGUGCUUUCUGUGAAGCCUUACUUCGGAGAAGAAUAAGUCUGCCCUUCUGACGCUAGCAGCUCCCAGUGGCGCUCCGACCACCGGCCACACUUGUAUGACUGAACCUCGUCAGCGUCGUUGUCCAGUUUUGCAUACUUCGUUCAGCGAGCGCACUUCGCCCACAGCCUCCGGUUAUUGAUUCUUUUGCCUUCACAGAGACUGCUCUCGUCCCGAUUCAGGACUAUGAACUCAGGUUGCCUCGCCGACGAUCCCAACUCUGAACGCCUGCCAUCGACAUGGAAACACCCCUGACUCAACAAACAAGGCCAGACUCCUUUGAACCCAAAAUCAUCCAGCUCUAUCUCCACCUCUUCAACGUUCUUGCAAACGAGGAUGCCGAUGAUUCAGUGCCUUCUGAAGGGUUCUGGCGGGAAUUCUUCCUGCUCAAGCCCGACAAACAGCGACUCUAUGACAUUCUCGAGCCCAUGACAGCUUUUGAUCUGGUCCAUAUGCAAGCUCAGAUGAGGGUAUUUUUCAGGCGUGCCAUAGCUGAAGCAGGCUCGGGAGAUUCCCCCCGGAAUGAGAAUGCCCUAGACAAUUUGACAGCUUUCCUGUGCGCUGUAUUCACCAAGAAGUACACCAAUCUCAAUACCGACGUCAUCGAAGUACUUUCCGGGCUGGACACGAUAGAUAGGUUGAUGUCUGACCUUGUCCAUAACCUUGAAACAACCAUCCGCCAGGCGGAGAAGGAUUCUUUGCGGAGCAAAGCACUGGAUACCGUCCUCGCAUUGGUUGCUGGCGGAUUCCACACAAGUCUCAUUACCUAUUUCAUGCACCGUGAUCUGUUCUCGGCGUUGAUGAAGUAUGUCCACGAUAUACCCGAAUGUCCCACUACCGCCCUCAAGGCAUUCAUCGUCAUCGGCAUCCUAUCCAGUUACAACAAAUUUGAAGCCCAGAAUGUGUACCAGAACCGGCUGGAGGACUUCGUCAACGAGGAAACAAUUCGACUUCUGGUUCGCAAUUUCGCCACAGCAUGUUUAACGAUACGUGAGCAGUACGUGUUUGUCCAAGAUGACUAUCCUGCACCAUGGAGUUUGAACUCGACGCUUGUCAUGGUCGGGCUUCGGGCGUUAUCAACUGACGCAAGGAAACCAGCGCCUCCCUCAGAGGAGGAAGCCAAGGCUUUGCUCCUUUCUCUGCCUGGAGAAGAUGCAGCUUGUAUCCUUUCGCUUUACUCCUUCACCCAAGCAAACAAACUGUUUGCUGCGAAUCUUUUGAAUCUAGCAGCCGACAAAGACAAAGAGACACCAUUUUCCGCAUUCUUGUCGAUGGCCUCAUAUAUCUCACAUCACGCCUACCGUGGACCACGACAGUCGACAUAUGCCGUCUUGAGCCUGCUGUCUAUCAGGAUAAUCGUGGAAGACGCCGUACUGGCUAAGAGAAUCUGCUCGGCAGAUUCCAAGGCCUUAUUCCGAUUAUGUCGCCAAAGGCCGCCUCACCUUCCAUUGGUCACAUCUGCAAGAAUCCCGGCAACUGCCAUUCUGGAUGUAUGUACGGAUAUUCUUAGCCACAAUCUGAGAAAGAGACUGGACGUGCGGCUGUAUAGCCUUGCCUUGGGUAUCAUCUUACGUAUCAUUACCCACCUCGAGCAGACCAAGACGCGUCUUCAGCAUCAUUGGGCAUACAUUUGGGGCUCGCUCUUGUCACUCAUGCGAUUCCUGACGCAAUAUGCCAGCGACCUCAAACAUGUCAGAGAUAUUCGGGAAGAUUUGUGUGCCACGCUUGCGAGUUUAGCUGCAUUCUGCUUGUCAAAGGGCGACGGAUUCUUACCAGAUCCCGCCAGUUUUGACGACUUUUUCUACAAGCUCAUUGAGGCGAACGAUGUUCUGCACAGGUUCAAACAAGCCUACUGCGACGGAGGUUCCCCAUCCGAUACAUUGAAACGGUCGGUCGAGGCACUGAUUAGCGUCUCAUCUCAUUAUCAUGAAUUAUUGAAAGUACAACACGGCAAGAAGACGCAUCAGUCACCGGCAGCGAUUCAAAAGGUCAUCAAGGAAGGCUAUGAGACGUUAAAUCUGGAAGCUGACGAAGGGUUUGGCCGGUGGGAGAAGUGGCGUGAGAGCAAUUGGAAAUCCGAAGUGAAAAAGAUGAUCAGGGUUGCGGUUGAAGACUCCAGAAUCUUUGCGCUCAGGUGACGACUGCACGCAGGAACUGAUGGCAGGUCGAAUGCCAUCCUAUCCUUCGGCAAUGUUGCAAGUUUACCCGCUCCUGACUGUCCAAGGCAUCUCUGAAAACAUACCGGCACAGUGAAGUGGAAGUCUUCGAUGUGCGACGGUCCUGUUUGGCAGACCGACCACGCCAGACUGACAAAGUGGGUUCCAUUCAACAACUUUGGGCAGGAAUCUAACACUGUCACAUCUGCGAUAUGAGGUUCUUCAAGGGUAAACGAUGUUCGAUUCGAGCGUUACCACACACACCACCGAUCUGCGGCAAGCAUCGUCACUCCAACAUGCUCUUCUGCUAAGUCUAGCAACAGGUUUGACCCUGAAGCGGUACCGAGGAAGAACUCUCGAGUCUGUGGCAGGAUUAAGUCAUGGUCGACACCGAGCAAUUGAGCCCGAUUAUCCGUACAUUUCAUAGCCAGGACGAGCCCCUUGUUGUCGCCUAGAACAAUGAUGACAAUGAAGGACGCAAGCGACGAUGAAGUCAAAAGCCCCUUGUCACGUGGACAGCACGUGGAGAUCCGCAGUGGCAAUGCCAGGCGCAAUUCCCCUUCCGGU